AUGGAUAGGACGCAAUUGGCAUCGAGGAUUGAAAGUACAGUAGGGUUCAGGCCGCGACCUGGACAAGUGGAGGCGGUAUACAAGCUCGUGGUGGAUCAGAAAGAUCUAAUCCUGAUUGCGCCUACUGGCUGGGGCAAGAGUGUCGUCUUUCAGGCAGUUCCAGCUCUAAGCGGUGGAAUUUGCAUCAUGAUUAUGCCCCUGACCCUCCUAGAAGAAGACCAGGCCAGAUCAAUAUCUAAGAUUCCAGGUUGCAAUCCAUGUAUUCUCAACGCAACCACGAACUCGCCAGCAUUGCUUGAAGACAUCAGGAAUGGUACUUAUACUCAUGUUCUUCUCGGUCCAGAGCUUGCGUUAUCUGAAGCCUUCAGGAGCAAGGUGCUUAGAGACCCAUUGUUCCAAGAAAAGCUGGCUCUCAUUGCCAUAGAUGAAGCUCAUGUUGUGUGGGAGUGGGGCCAGAAUUUCAGAACAUACUACAGGCAGCUGGUCGUACUGAGAAACCUCAUUCGCCAUUCUCUGCCGUGGCUGGCAUGUUCCGCUACGCUUGAUCCUCAAACUCUGCUUAUGGUGCAGCAGUACUGUGGUUUUGAUUCUGGCGUCUGCAUCCAACGUUGCUUUAUUGACCGCCCAGACAUAUUCAUAGCCGUGAGGCAGAUCAUGCACCCUGUUACUACGUUCCGAGACCUAGAGUUUCUUGUUGAGCCAGUAAAUCAUGCAAUACGGGAGGCGACGAAAAGCAGUUAUGAAAACCAGGCUCGAGUUGCAAUCGCGGCAGGACACCUAGACGCAGCAGAGCGGCUUAUAUCUCUCGGGCUAUGCAUGCGUCCAGAACAGCCAAAUCUUGAUAUGCGACUCUGGCAAACGCGGUCUUCCUUCGCGUAUUCGCUUGACCCUCAGAGGUGCAUAGAGUUAAGCUUCUCUGUGCCAUUUCGCCGCUCCCUUCCUAUACCGGUAUCGGUAUUCGCCUGGAGCUCUGGCGAAGGUGACGGCGUGUUGAAGGCUGACAGGUCGCUCAUAGAACGGAUGGACGAAAGCGGUGAUGUAGAUGCUUCCAUUGACGCUGUUGUUACGUUGCAUGACGCUGCACAUAGUGUGGUGAGCUCAUUAGGAAGUUGGGGGAUGGCUCACCAAAUCGUGUCAAAAAUCUCUCAGGCCCUCUGGGAGCCAUUACCCCUUUAG
This is a messenger RNA of Fusarium vanettenii 77-13-4, 1176 nucleotides long. RefSeq lists its product as uncharacterized. Gene Ontology annotation, molecular function: ATP binding; four-way junction helicase activity; 3'-5' DNA helicase activity. The transcript has 5 exons. Gene Ontology annotation, cellular component: nucleus; chromosome; cytoplasm. NCBI's taxonomy places the organism in Eukaryota, Fungi, Ascomycota, Sordariomycetes, Hypocreales, Nectriaceae. Gene Ontology annotation, biological process: double-strand break repair via homologous recombination. The record is from RefSeq and is a predicted model, not a curated record. The coding region runs from base 1 to 1176 and encodes 391 amino acids.